This is a messenger RNA of Rosa chinensis, 1817 nucleotides long. RefSeq names its product abscisic acid receptor PYL12. Gene Ontology annotation, cellular component: nucleus; cytoplasm. The coding region runs from base 1177 to 1659 and encodes 160 amino acids. The transcript has a single exon. The record is from RefSeq and is a predicted model, not a curated record. NCBI's taxonomy places the organism in Eukaryota, Viridiplantae, Streptophyta, Magnoliopsida, Rosales, Rosaceae. Gene Ontology annotation, biological process: abscisic acid-activated signaling pathway. Gene Ontology annotation, molecular function: abscisic acid binding; protein phosphatase inhibitor activity; signaling receptor activity.
UCUAUGAUUUCUUAUUAUGCCAAUUGAAUUUUACCGUGUUCCUAAUUGCCAUAGAGCUUUGUAAAGAUGAUGAAUUCAGAGGAAGGGAAAAUCUGAUUGCGUUUGAUGGCAUAUAAUUGGCGCUAACUUACCUCGAGUGUGUGUAUUACUUGGAGUUGGUGAUGUUUAUAUUUGUUAGAAGUGCCGAGGCAUAUGAAGUGUGAAGGUUUUGAUACUCUUCAUGGGGCUCAGUAGUAAGAAGUAGAAACUUGCUCUCUGAGUCUGCAAAGCACAAGUGCUCUGCCUGCACUUGAAGCCAUGCAUUAGCUCCUCAACCACUAGGUUACAAAUUUUGAUUUCGAUCAAAAAGCUAGAAAAGCAAAGGAAAACUAGGAAGGUCUUAGUCACUUGAUCUCAGCACGCCAACCAUAACUCGGAUUAGUAGUUUUGAUUCCCCUGGCUUCUUCACCAUUUUCUCCUUGCUGAGUGAUCAUAACCUUCCCAAUUUUCUCUUUGGUCAGCUUACACCUUUUUCUACUGUAACGGAAUAAAAACAAUAAACUUGAGUGUAAAAGAGUCGUAAAGAGUUCCUUGUUUUAGCUUCACCAGGUGGAAUAGGUUUUUUUUAUUUUUUUUAAUAUUUUUUUUAUGACAGGUGGAAUAGGUUUGGUUGUUUGAAUACUGUGGCUAGUUUUCAGUUUACACCAUUUCAAAAACCGAAUACAAACAAUGAGCUUGAGUCAAAAACAGAGUCGCAAAGAAUGCCUCAUUUUAGCUUCACCUGGUGGAAUAGGGUUGGUUGCCUGAAUAUACUAUGGGUCAAGUUAUUUGCAAAUAUAUUGUAUACAUGACUUGGCCACUGUGUGCUUUUUAUAGCCAUGAGUACAGGAUAAGAUGCAGCAUUUUAGGAAACCCCCGGAAGAAGAUAAACUUAGCUGCUAAGGCACAAAAUCAAACCCAUCUCCCAAACAUCCGUAACCAUUCCAUAAGAAGCCAAGCUUCUUUGUUUUUAAUGAAGUAACUACUCUAAACUGCCUCUUGUCUUUUGCCUGCCAAAGAGAGAAAACUUUUGUCUUUUCCCAAGCUUAGCCAAUUUACAUAACCAACAUGGUCUCCGAUACACCAACAAAGAAUAGUAGGAAGAGUUUCCACCAAGCCUAAGGUACUAUACUAUCAAACCCAAAACACAAACCCAUAAUGGAGAGCUACCAUAGCCAUGCCCUCUUACCAAACCCGUGUGGCUCAAGCCUGGUCCAGAACAUAGAUGCACCACUUCCUCUGGCUUGGUCAAUCCUUCGCCAGUUUGAUAACCCUCAAGCCUACAAGCAGUUCGUAAGGAGCUGCACAAUGCGCGCUGGGGAUGGAGGCAUAGGAAGCAUACGUGAAGUGAUGGUCAGCACUUGUUUACCUGCCAAAACCAGCAUGGAGAGGCUCGACAAGCUUGACGAUGACAAGCAUGUCCUUGAUUUCAGCAUUGUUGGCGGAGAACACAAGCUGGUGAAUUACAGUUCUACUACGACGGUGCAAGAGAAAGCUAGAAAGACUGUUGUGACUCAGUCUUAUGUGGUGGAUGCCCCUGCUGGGAGUAGUAUAGUGGAUGCUUGCUUGUUUGCUAAUACUAUCAUAGAGUGCAACCUCAGGUCACUGGCUAAAGUUACAGAAAGGAUGGCUGCUAAUUGAUUAGUUUGUAGGAUCGAGGGUUUUAUCAGAUAGUUAAGAGGUUUCUGACCUCGUUUAAAUUGUUUCAUAUUUUGAGGUGGCUAUUGUACAGGCUGUGCUGUUGUUGUUGCUUCUUCUUGUUGUAGUUGUAAAUAUGCGAGGCAUCUCGCAGACAUUUU